GCGGAAGUUCAGGACUUCCGGUCGGCGUGAUCAGCUUGUGGCGUGAGCGUCUGGAAGUUUUUCGGGUAAAACAUGGCCAAAAGCUUACGGAGUAAGUGGAAAAGGAAGAUGCGUGCUGAAAAGAGAAAAAAGAAUGCUCCAAAGGAGCUGAGCAGACUUAAAAGUAUUCUCAAACUAGACAGUGAUGUUGUCAUGAAAGAUGUUAAAGAGAUAGCAACUGUGGUAGUACCCAAACAUUACCAAGAGAAAAUGGAAUGUGAGGUGACAGAUGAAAAAGAUGACAUGAAAAUGGAGACUGAAAUUAAGAGAAACAGAAAGACUCUUCUAGAUCAACAUGGACAGUACCCCAUAUGGAUGAACCAGAGACAAAGAAAAAGGCUGAAGGCAAAGAGAGAGAAAGGAAAGGGAAAGAGCAAAGCAAAAGCAGUGAAGGCAGCGAAGGGCCUGGCGUGGUAGAGAGACUCUCAUUCUAAACUUGAAAAAGGCCCCACAGGACAGUUGUUUGGCAAGAAUGUGUGCUUUGCUUUCAACUCUCACCAAAUGAAGACUAUUUCUUUUUGUGUUUUAAGUUGGCCUUUUCCCCCUUCAAUUCAGACCCAGUGUUACUCCUCAGAUUUUUUAGGAGAACUAAAAUAAAAUAUUUUCUGUGGUGAAUGAAA
Molecule: messenger RNA, 659 nt
Organism: Oryctolagus cuniculus (rabbit)
Lineage: Eukaryota; Metazoa; Chordata; Mammalia; Lagomorpha; Leporidae
Gene: LLPH
Product: LLP homolog, long-term synaptic facilitation factor
Biological process (GO): dendrite extension
Cellular component (GO): nucleolus
Molecular function (GO): RNA binding
Source: RefSeq, a predicted model, not a curated record